GCCUGCCAUCACCAAAUCGAAAAGAAUCACAAAGGCAGAAAACUCCCCAAUCUGUGGAAUUUCCGGAGGAGAGAGCACAACCAUCGCAUCGAGUUAUCAGCAAACAGCAUGUCGAAGCUCAGGAACCUGUUGCCCACAAUCUUUGGCGGGAAGGAGGCGCAAAGUCCGCCCGACGAAGGACGCCUGGAAAAAGAUGCAGCGCCCGUGGACGACAGCGAGGCAGAUAACAACAACAGCGGAGCCCUAGCGCUGCCCGCCUCCAUUGGCACGCCCACUGCCUCCGCGGAUCUCACCGAAUCCGUGCUGCGUGAGCUCAGCGAUCCCAACUACAACUCCAUGGACGUAGUCCAAUCCGCCAAUAUCCCGGGCACCGUAAGCAAUGCCCAGACGAACAACACAAUGAACGUGCACAGCGCCCAGCAACAGGUGGUCAUGAACUUCUCGAAUGCCAGCAACCUGCACUUUGGCUCCGUCUACAACAUCAACCAGAACCUAAGCGCCAGCAGUUCGCGCAAGGGCAGCACCAGUGCCACGGAGGAGGCGGUCGCCCAGCCGGAGGGCAAGCAGCGGUCCACUGCCGCCCGCAAAACAGUCAGCAUUGUAACCAUGAUGCAGUCACAGGAGGAACCGGACGUUCGUCUCCUGGAUGUGGUCUCCACCCACUUGGGCGAGGGUUGGAAGCAGGUGAUGCGGGACCUGGGUCAGUCGGAGGGUCAGAUCGACCAGGCCAUAAUCGACCACCAAAUGCACGGCAACAUAAGAGAGGUGAUUUACCAGCUGUUGCUCCAGUGGGUUCGCAGCUCGGAGAACGGUGUGGCAACUGUGGGACGACUCACGACACUGCUGUGGGAGUCCCAGCAUCGCGAUUGCGUGCAGCGCAUGAAACUGGUUUGGAAAGCACUGGAAAAGCGCAAGACCAACAGCUAGCCAGUGAAAGGGAUUCAAGAAUACCGAUGCCAGAACGAAAACGAUGCAUUUGGAUGUCCAAACCUGUGGGAGGAUGGAGACUGGCAAGGCUAGCUCAUCUCCAAAGUCUGCAA
This is a messenger RNA of Drosophila elegans, 1040 nucleotides long. It is a transcript of the gene imd, whose product is annotated as protein immune deficiency. Gene Ontology annotation, molecular function: protein binding. Lineage: Eukaryota; Metazoa; Arthropoda; Insecta; Diptera; Drosophilidae. The coding region runs from base 109 to 927 and encodes 272 amino acids. Gene Ontology annotation, biological process: signal transduction. The transcript is spliced from 2 exons. The record is from RefSeq and is a predicted model, not a curated record.